Letharia columbiana is the source of this 1755-nucleotide messenger RNA. RefSeq lists its product as uncharacterized. The record is from RefSeq and is a predicted model, not a curated record. The coding region runs from base 1 to 1755 and encodes 584 amino acids. Gene Ontology annotation, biological process: mitochondrion organization; phospholipid transport. Gene Ontology annotation, cellular component: ERMES complex. The transcript is spliced from 2 exons. NCBI's taxonomy places the organism in Eukaryota, Fungi, Ascomycota, Lecanoromycetes, Lecanorales, Parmeliaceae. Gene Ontology annotation, molecular function: lipid binding.
AUGGCCUUCAACUUCAACUGGUCGCCUUUGACAGCCGAUGCCUCUUUCUACACUAGGGCACAAGAGCUUCUCACGACUGCUUUGAACAAGUCCCCGAAGCCCCCCAUCAUCGUCGACGACAUCCUAGUCAAUGAGCUCAACCUGGGCUCCGUGCCUCCAGAUCUUGAGAUCCUCGAAAUUGGAGACCUGGCGGAGGAUCGAUUUCGGGGCAUCUUUAAGAUGUGCUACACUGGAGAUGCAUAUCUUACACUGAAAACCAGAGUCCAGGCAAAUCCUUUGAAUACCUAUCUAUCUACAAAACCUUCCUUCACCUCCCCACAACCUCUCGCUGCCUCCUCUGGCCUCACGAUCCCUCUACAAAUUACACUAUCCGAAAUCAAGCUAUCCGCAUUUAUCAUACUGGUGUUUUCAAGGCAGAAAGGUCUCACGCUCGUCUUUCGAAAUGACCCGCUGGAGUCGCUCAAGGUGUCUUCUACCUUCGACGCAAUACCCUUUGUCAGAGACUAUCUGCAAAAAGAGAUUGAAGGCCAGUUGCGGACGCUUCUCAUGGAUGAGGUUCCUGUGAUAAUCCAUCGUCUGUCUUUACGACUCUGGGUCCCAGAAUAUCGAGAACGAGAAGACGAGGAGCUAGCGCGGAAUCUCCAAGACUCCGCAACCGGAGAGAAGCCAAUGGAUCCAUUAGCAAGUCCUCCUCAAGAUCCAGUGGACAGUUGUGGGAAUAUUUUGGAUGCAUCGCAGAUAGCUUCUCUAUCUCUGGAUUCAGGCCCCGAAAUGCACGCUCUCUUCUCACAAAAGAAUCUUCUGCGCCUGAGUGCUUUGACGGAUUCGCACAGGACUUUGUCACUUUUCACACCUGGCAUUAGGGACGUUGUCUUCAGGGCUUGGGCGGGGCCUACGGAAAGAGGAGAAAUGCAUGGAAGCAGUGGACGAGCGACGCCUAUGACGCCGGUCAUGGCACGCAGCCAAUCCUACACGGGCAAUGCUAGUACAACAUACGUGUUUUCGGAAGCCGGUGACACUGGGCAUCAUCCGUCCAGACCGGGAUUGUCGUCCUUUGGAUCGGCAGCUUCAGGCUUAGGUCUCGGAUCAAACAAGCACGGAAAGACCCACGGAGGGCGGAAGCGAAAGCGUCGGGUCGUCAAUCUAAGGAAGAAAGCAACGGAUGGAAACGAUGUGGAGAGUGUGAGCGGCGAGAGUACCACAGCGUCUGGGACCAUGUCUUCAGCACCGUCAGAAUCUGGCGCUCGUCCUGUCACACCAGAGCGAUGUGACGGGGAGCUUGUCACUCCUCCUAGGACGCCAGAAAACACAGCGGCACAAAAAGAGCCAGGCGAUGGCACGCCUCUACGGUUCAGGAAUUUCACGCCUCGUCAGCCUCAACGAGCUGAUGUUUCAGAAAACACACCCAGGCAACCCCAAUACAAGGUGCCCUCGCCACAUUCGCUAACACAGUCUGGUUCUCGAACCGCCAAGCGGCCUUCGUUACGACCGCCAGAUCCUUUACAAACUACUCGAUACCCUGUCGAGAAAGGACCAAAGCCAGAAGCUUCGUCAUCCUCAACGGCAACUCUCCAACAAUUAUCUCCUUCACCCAUCGAUGAGUCUUCUUCAGGUGGUAUGGUGCCACAGCCCUGGUUGACCAAGAUGGCGGGUGAGAUUGCUCGCAAAGUGCAAGAUCAGAAGGCGGCGAACAGUGGAUUUUGGGAUCGAAAUAACGAGGCACAGGAGGAGCCGCCGCCCGCUUACGGGUCUUAG